AUGGCAUAUUUCUCUUUCACCCGAAAUAUUCUACAGGGGAAACCGAUAACUGUCUACAGAAGAAAAAAUCGGGUCGAUUUGGCCCGGGAUUUUACAUAUAUUGAUGAUAUUGUGAAAGGUUGUGUGGCGUCGUUGGAUACAUCUGGUAAGAGUACCGGGUCGGGUGGGAAGAAGAGAGGAGCAGCGCCGUACCGGAUAUUUAAUCUUGGAAACACGUCGCCGGUGACGGUGCCGACGUUGGUGAGUAUACUGGAGAAGAAUUUGAAGAAGAAGGCGAAGAAAUACGUGUUGGAGAUGCCUGGAAACGGCGACGUUCCGUUCACUCAUGCAAAUAUCAGUUUGGCCCGAAGGAAACUCGGGUAUAAACCGACAACCGAUUUGCCAACCGGGUUGAGAAAAUUUGUUAAAUGGUAUUUAUCGUAUUAUGGCUACGAUCAAGGAAAGCCUGUAAAUUUUAAAUAG
Molecule: messenger RNA, 462 nt
Organism: Lactuca virosa
Lineage: Eukaryota; Viridiplantae; Streptophyta; Magnoliopsida; Asterales; Asteraceae
Source: the annotation of a GenBank genome assembly